CCAGUACAGUAACAUGGCGGUCUGAUGUAAGAGGAGUGUGAGUUUCAGCAACCUGAAUCAGUGGAGAGACCGCGGGUGGUGUUUAUAUUUCAUCAUUAGAAAAAGAAUAACGGCUGGAUGUAUAUGUCGGGCCUGUUCAUACGGUCCCGGUGAUCAUCCAGAGAGUCUUUCCCGGUAGCAGAGUUUGGGACUCGAUCUCGAGUGACCAGACGGUAACGUCAAGCAUCCCGGGUUCGGAACGAGGAUAUUCAGCCUUCGCCACGGAAGAGGAAGCCUGGGUUUCACGCUGGGCUGCUGAAUUGUGACUGAAAACUUCAAGUCAAUCAGUCAAAACCAAAGUAGGAACCACAAGCAGAAAGGUCAGCGUGAGCAGGAACUUGCUCCACAUAUGAGGAGGCAUCUGACAAGACAGCCACCGCACCAGAAACCCAGGGCAUAUGGAUCCCAAUGACUCUGGAGAAGGGCAAGAGGAGCAGCAUUACGAUUUAACACCCAGCUCCAGAGGACGACAGCGGAAGAAAAAUCCAAAGUAUUUUGAUUAUGAAACAGACGUAUUUGAUGUGGAAAGUGUCCAGCAAAAAACACCUACAGAGAAGUCAAGAGGAGAGGGAGCGACUUCUAAACAGACUCCGGCAAAGAGUGGAAAAGCUAAGAAUGCCACUCAACAGACUGCAGAUGGGGAAAACGAAGCAACUGACAAAACACCUCAACAGUCAGAUGGGAAAACCUCAGAGGACACACCUAAAAAGGUAGUUAGAGCAAAGAAGACUCCAGCCAAAAAGACUCCAGCCAAAAAGACUCCAGCCAAAAUGACUCCGGCCAAAAAGACUCCGGCCAAAAAAACUCCCAACACUGAUGGGGACAUCUCGUCUGGGAAGGGUGAAGUUCUAGAUACUGUACAUCAAGAAAAUAGGACACCAAAGCCAAAGAGAAAGUAUGUGAAGAAGGAGCCUACAAAGGAAACGGAACCAGUUACAGAACCACCAUGUAAGGAGGCUGAAGGGGAACUUCCGAUUGAACCUGAGGGGGAGACCCAGCCAGGAGGCCGCCGUAGGAGAGGUGCUGCUAAAGCGGCAUUGAAAUACCUCCAUAAUUUGGCAAAAGAAGUGCUCGGUCAUUCCAAUGAUGAGUCAGGCCCACAGCCAGAGGCCAACAGCGAUAUUACAGAGGGGAAAAGUCUCAAAGGAAAGAAAGGGCGGAAAGGCCGCAAGAGAAAACUGGCCGACUGUGACAGUGGUGCAGAAGAUGAGGACUUUGUUCCAGAUGUUGAAGAUGAGGAUUUUGAGGAAGUGGAAGACGAAGAAGAAGGAGAGGACUCAGACACAGACUUUAGGACAGUUGGAAGAAGUCCAGCAACUUUUCACUGCAACAAGGCCUUUACGGGCCCAGGCGCCAGAAUCCCCAACGGUCUCACCACUAACUACAUGAGAACUGUUUGGGAGUUCACUGAGACGACUAAGAAAUUCCGGGAGGAGCACUACAGCAGCUGGGUGUUCCCAGAGUGGGUCCCCUCCACCAGUGACUGGCGCCUUGUACCACAAAGUGAUUUGGAGAAAUACCUGCCUCAGGAGCUUCAGUCGGCUGCUUUCAAAGUGUCCAGAGAAGGCCUUCGUAAGGAGGAGACACCUCUUCAAAGACUCAAAAGGUUCGCAGCAGUGCCUGCCCACCCGGAUUGCUGGGACAUGUUCCUGUAUGCAGGUGGACCGGUCUGGGCCCUGGAGUGGUGUCCUACACCUGAUGGUGCUCCAGCAUCCCAGUACAUAGCUCUGGCCUGCCACCGAGGGAUGGACGACUGGCACUAUGUCAACAAGAUGUACACCGGACCUGGACUCGUUCAGCUGUGGGACGUGGGCAAGCUGGAUUACAACAACAGACCAGACUCACAGCCAGCCUUGGCCUAUGGCUUGGCCCAGAACAAAGGCUUCAUCUGGAAUCUAAAGUGGUGUCCUGCAGGAGGCUGGGAGCCUCCCAGUUGUGACAGAAAGGCACCUUUUCUGCCCAGACUGGGUCUUCUGGCAGUUGCCACCUCCUCCAGUGUGGUCACCAUUUACAGUCUGCCCCACCCUGAUGCUCUACACUCCAACAAGAAGCUUGCUAACUCUGGAAAAGCCAGCGAACAGUUGCCAAUAUUCCAGGCAGAAGGAGUGUUAACACUGAAGCUGGGCUCCUUCAAAGCCCCUCGCCAUGAAAGGAGUGGACAAGUUCUGUCUAUGGACUGGCUGCCUGAAAAACCACACAAUAUAAUGGCUGUUGGAUUCUAUGAUGGUGUAGUAGGUCUGUGGGAUCUGUCCACAAAGUCUGCACUGUUGCGAGUGCGACAGUCAGACGGGUCAUUCAACCUGAUGCCCUAUCGAUGCUUCCUGGCUCACGACCACGCUGUCCGGGCCUUGGCCUUCUGUCCUGCCUCCAG
Molecule: messenger RNA, 2410 nt
Organism: Micropterus dolomieu (smallmouth bass)
Lineage: Eukaryota; Metazoa; Chordata; Actinopteri; Centrarchiformes; Centrarchidae
Product: general transcription factor 3C polypeptide 2-like
Exons: 15
Biological process (GO): transcription by RNA polymerase III
Cellular component (GO): transcription factor TFIIIC complex
Molecular function (GO): protein binding
Source: RefSeq, a predicted model, not a curated record